Grammomys surdaster is the source of this 4540-nucleotide messenger RNA. RefSeq names its product AF4/FMR2 family member 2 (gene Aff2). The transcript has 20 exons. The record is from RefSeq and is a predicted model, not a curated record. Gene Ontology annotation, cellular component: nuclear speck; nucleus. The coding region runs from base 480 to 4328 and encodes 1282 amino acids. Gene Ontology annotation, molecular function: G-quadruplex RNA binding. Gene Ontology annotation, biological process: regulation of RNA splicing. Lineage: Eukaryota; Metazoa; Chordata; Mammalia; Rodentia; Muridae.
GUCUCGGCCGCCGCCGCCUGUGCAGCCGCCGCCGCCGCCGCCGCCGCCGCUGCUGCCGCCCCGGCUGCCGCGCCGCGCCACUGCCACUGCCUCGCUCGCCCCCGCCUCUGCUGUCGCCACCCGCCCGCAGCCUGCCAGGCGGGCGGCCCAGCCGGCCCCAGCUCCAAGCGGCCGCCACCGCAGCCCGGACGCGCUGGGCACGCGGGCAGCCGCGGAGCGAGUGGACCAGAGCGGGAGGUCAGGCUCUUGCCUGCCCGGUGCCAUCGCUUCCGCCACUGCCGCCGCCACUGCUCCGGAGCGCAGGACCAGGUACCCCGGGCGCCCGCCGCUGCCUCUAAUGAGGCCCCAGCACUUUUAACCGGGCAGGAGGGCCAGAGAGCCGCGCCGCCGACCGCAGCCAGAAAGCCGCGCAGCUCAGAGCCGCGCCGACUUGCAGCAAGCAGGGACAGACGGCCGCUAGCCGCCGCCGCCCCGCCGCUAUGGAUCUAUUCGACUUUUUCAGGGAUUGGGACUUGGAGCAGCAGUGUCACUAUGAACAAGACCGUAAUGCACUUAAAAAAAGGGAAUGGGAACGAAGGAGUCAAGAAGUUCAACAAGAAGAAGAUCUCUUUUCUUCAGGCUUUGAUCUUUUUGGGGAGCCCUACAAGGUAGCUGAAUAUACAAACAAAGGGGAUGCCCUUGCCAACCGAGUCCAGAACACUCUUGGAAGUUAUGAUGAAAUGAAGGAUCUGCUAUCUAACCAUUCCAGCCAGAAUCAUCUAGUGGGCAUCCCAAAGAAUCCAGUGCCCCAAACGCCAAUCAAUAAAAGUGAAGCAAGCUUUUAUCCAGAACAAAAGAAUCGAAUGAUCCCAUCUCAUCAGGAGAAUAUCCACUCCUCAGCACCGAUGCCUCCACCUUCAGUUGUGAUACUGAAUUCCACUCUAAUACACAGCAACAGAAAAUCAAAAUCUGAGUGGCCACGAGAUAAUCUCAAUACAAGCCCUGCACAAGCAAGCCAGGUCAGCAGUCAACCAAACAAGAUGCAGACAGCCACACAAGACCCACCUCAAACCCGAUUGGAAGACUUCUUUGUCUACCCAGCUGAGCAACCCCAAAUUGGUACAGUUGAAAAAUCUAACCCAUCUGCAAAGGAAGAUAAUAACCCUAAUUCGGGUGGAGAAGAUGCUUUCAAAGAAAUCUUUCAGUCUAAUUCACCAGAAGAAUCUGAAUUUACAGUGCAAGCGCCUGGGUCUCCCUUAGUUGCCUCAUCUUUAUUAGCUCCCAGCAGUGGCCUUUCUGUUCCAACAUUCCCACCAGGGCUUUACUGCAAAACAAGCUUGGGACAACAAAAACCGACUGCAUAUGUAAGACCCAUGGAUGGGCAGGACCAGGCAACUGACAUCUCUCCAACACUGAAGCCUUCCAUUGAAUUUGAGAACAGUUUUGGAAACCUCUCUUUUGGAUCACUGUUGGAUGGGAAACCCAGUGUAACCAGUUCAAAGACCAAACUGCCAAAGUUCACAAUCCUGCAAACAAGUGAAGUAAGCCUUACCAGCGACCCAAGCUGUGUUGAGGAAAUCUUGCGGGAAUCUCAGCAUCUGACUCCAGGAUUCACCUUACAAAAGUGGAGUGAUCCAAGCAGCAGAGCCUCCACAAAGAUGCUUGAGGAUGACUUGAAGCUGAGCAGUGAUGAAGAUGACCUUGAGCCUGUGAAGACCUUGACCACACAGUGCACAGCCAAUGAGCUCUACCAGGCUGUUGAAAAGGCAAAACCUAAGAAUAAUCCUGUGAACUCACUCUUGGCCACACCACAGCCUAUACCUGCAGCGCAAGCCAAUGUGGGAUCUGGCAGUUCCAGUGAAUCAGAGAGUAGCUCGGAAUCAGAUUCAGACACUGAAAGCAGCACCACUGACAGCGAAUCCAAUGAGGCUCCUAGAGUGACUACUCCAGAGCCUGAACCACCCUCAACCAACAAAUGGCAGCUAGACAAAUGGCUGAACAAAGUCACAUCCCAGAACAAGUCAUUUAUUUGUGGCCAAAACGAGACACCCACAGAGACCAUUUCUCUGCCUCCUCCAAUAAUACAACCAGUGGAGGUCCAGGUCAAAGUGAAACCAAACCCUAGCCAUGCUGUGGCUGUACCCAAAGAAAGGCCUCUCCUCAGUUUUGUCAGGGAGAAAGCUCGACCAAGGCCCACACAGAAAACCUCAGAAACAAAGGCCUUGAAGCAUAAGUUGUCAACAUCAGUUGACACAGUUUCUCAAAGGACAAUUGGAAAGAAGCAGCCCAAGAAAGUUGAGAAAAAUACCAGCUUUGAGGAGUUUACCUGGCCCAAACCAAAUAUUACCAGCAGCACUCCCAAAGAAAAAGAAAGCGUGGAGCUUCCUGAGCCACCACGAAGCCGCAACAAAGCUACUGCCCACAAACCAGUGCCUAGGAAAGAGCCACGGCCUCAUGUUCCUCUGGCCACUGAAAAGAAGAAGUAUAGAGGGCCUGGGAAGAUUGCCCCCAAGUCCCGAGAAUUCAUUGAAACAGAUUCAUCUACAUCUGACUCCAACACAGACCAGGAAGAGACCCUGCAGAUCAAAGUACUGCCACCUUGCAUUGCUCUGGGAGGUAAUACUUCUAAAUCCAAGGAAACUUCUAAUGCCAGCCUGACACUUAGUACUUUGACCAGCAGCAACACCAAUAACAACAGCAACAACACCUUAUCCACCAGCAAUGAGGACACAGUUUUUUCACCACCUCCUGCCAUGCAAACUGAGCUUUUGUCCCCUCUACGGGAUCAUGAAAAUCCAAAAAACCUCUGGGUGAAGAUUGACCUCAACUUACUUUCUAGAGUACCUGGCCAAAAUUCAGUCCCAGCAGCACCUGCAAAAACAGACCACAAGGAGACUGCCUCUAAACCCAAGCGUCAAACUGCUGCCAUGGUUGUGGAAAAACCAGCCCCUAAGGGCAAGCGUAAGCACAAGCCAACAGAAGCAGCAGAGAAAAUCCCUGAGAAGAAGCAACGCCUGGAAGACAACACUACUAUCUGCCUGCUUCCCCCUUGCAUCUCACCAGCCCCAUCCCACAAGCCUCCUAGCACUAGAGAAAAUUCAUCCAGGAGAACAAACAGGAAAAAAGAAGAAAAGCUGUUUCUUCCUGCACUUUCCCCACUGGCAGACGACCCUCCAAGUCGCAGAAAUGUCAGUGGCAACAAUGGGCUCUUCAGUCAAGACAAAAACAUCUCUAUGGCUGGACAAAAUACCUCUACCAAACCUAAAAGAAGUGAAGGCAAAUUCUGUGCUACUUUCAAAGGGAUAUCAAUAAAUGAGGGAGAUGCUCCAAAAAAGGCUGCCUCUGCCACCGUUACUGUCCCCAAUAUGGCUAUUGCCACUGCUACUGCCACUGCCACUGCUCCUGCCAUUGUCACUGCCACUGUCACAGCUACUGCCACCACCACUGCCACAGCUACCACCACAACCACCACCACUACUAUUUCUAGCAUCACCCCUACAAUCACUUCUGGCCUUAUGGAUAGCAGUCACCUGGAGAUGACAUCCUGGGCAGCACUGCCCCUCCUGUCCAGCAGUAGCACCAAUGUCCGGAGACCAAAGCUCACUUUUGAUGACUCUGUUCACAAUGCUGAUUUUUACAUGCAAGAGGCUAAGAAGCUGAAACACAAAGCUGAUGCACUGUUUGAGAAAUUUGGCAAAGCUGUGAAUUAUGCAGACGCAGCCUUGUCCUUCACUGAAUGUGGCAAUGCUAUGGAACGUGAUCCACUGGAAGCAAAGUCUCCAUAUACCAUGUAUUCUGAGACUGUGGAGCUCCUCAGGUAUGCAAUGAGACUGAAGAACUUUGCGAGCCCCUUGGCAUCUGAUGGGGACAAAAAGCUAGCAGUAUUAUGCUACCGAUGCUUGUCACUUCUAUAUUUGAGGAUGUUUAAACUGAAGAAGGACCAUGCUAUGAAGUACUCCAGAUCACUGAUGGAAUAUUUUAAGCAAAAUGCUUCAAAAGUUGCUCAGAUACCAUCUCCUUGGAUAGGCAAUGGAAAGAAUACUCCAUCUCCAGUAUCUCUCAACAAUGUCUCUCCCAUCAACUCAAUGGGGAAUUGUAACAAUGGCCCUGUCACCAUUCCCCAGCGCAUCCACCACAUGGCUGCUAGCCAUGUGAAUAUUACCAGUAAUGUGCUUCGGGGCUAUGAACACUGGGAUAUGGCUGACAAACUGACAAGAGACAAUAAAGAAUUCUUUGGUGAUCUGGAUACAUUGAUGGGGCCUCUGACCCAGCACAGCAGCAUGACCAAUCUUGUUCGCUACGUUCGCCAGGGACUGUGUUGGCUGCGCAUCGAUGCUCAUUUGUUGUAGUGGGCACUCUGCCAUCUCUCGAAUCAGCACUCAUCCCUCUACCUUUACCAGUGCCUUGAGGGUCACUGGUGGAACUCCACUCAUUUGGGAAAGUUCUCUUUCAUUAUGUUUGUUUUUAUGCAUUUUUGAUAUCUGUGAAAAACUGAACUCAUUGUAAGUGGACACUACAACUUGAGAGAAGUGUAUGUUUUAUUUUUUAAUAUUGAUAUGCA